AUGGUGCUGCGACUGCUGAUGCGCUACCUGGCCAACAACGAGCAGCUCAUCCAGCGCAUGGCGGAUAGCUAUCCCAUGCGACGCGCCGCCCAGUUGGCCGUUUCCCUAAUGUACCGCACCAAGAGCUUGGCCAGGGAGCAGGGACUGCACGAGAUGACGCCAGAGCGUUUCAAGGCCUUCGUUAACAUGUUCAAGAACAACGUGCGACAAGAACUGGAGGGAGUCAAGAAGGAGCUCAAUAGCAAGAAAAAGAACUAGGGAACAGUGGUUACCUUGGUCAGCACCAGCAAUUGUACAUACGCGGCAAGAUAAAUUUUAGUUAACUACAGUAGUUACUGAUGAAUAAACAUUGAAGCCUGAACAUUUAAA
Messenger RNA from Drosophila elegans, 369 nucleotides. RefSeq names its product protein NCBP2AS2 homolog. The transcript has 2 exons. The record is from RefSeq and is a predicted model, not a curated record. NCBI's taxonomy places the organism in Eukaryota, Metazoa, Arthropoda, Insecta, Diptera, Drosophilidae. Bases 1 to 258 code for a protein of 85 amino acids.